AUGAUUCCCCGAAGAUCGUGGGCCCGUGAUUCGGCAACCUUUUUAUCUUUCUCCACUGAUAAGGCAAAUCGUGCGAAGGGAAGUGAUAAAUUUGAGCUAACCGUAUUAAGGGAGCAAUGCACCAAAUUGGAUGUGGAAGAAUACUAUUUGGCCUAUAUGAAUCGGGUGCAUAUAAGUCAGCUAUACUCGUUCAUCUCAAUGCUGGUAUUCAUCAUUUGCGUCCACUCAUUAUUGCUCUUUACAACAGUUUAUUCAUCGGAAAGAAAAUCUGUUUAUGGAGUUUCAGCAAUAUACCUCGGAUCUGCUGCGGUGGUAAUCCUGAUUUUGUCUUUGAACUUUAGUGCGCAUUUAAAUGAAAGAUUACCUUGGCUAAAAUAUGUAACAACAACUUCGGCUAUUAUCAUACUCGUAGCUAUGGAUCUGUCAAUUCCAAUUGUUAAUGCUUGGCUGUACAAUAUCACUAAGCCAAUGUACUACAGCUUUAUCAUCAUUUCCAUAUAUAUUUUCAUGCCAUUCACCGCUAAUAUUUACCCCGUCAUAAUGGGUGUGGUGGUGUCAAUAGGCUAUAUAAUAGUUUUUCACCUGCUAGUACAUCGCUGGAAAAGUAAUGAACCUACAAAUUUCAGUGCUUCAAAUGCCAUUUCUGAAGGCACUUUCAUACUGAGUUUAAAUGUAUUGGGUUUGUUUGUGCGCCUAACACGCGAAACCGUUACUCGUAUGACCUUUGUGGACAAACGCCAUUUAAUAGAGGAGAACAUUUUGUUCCACGCUGCGAAGGACCAGGAGAGAGCCUUACUGUUGACUAUCAUUCCAAAACAAAUCGCCGCUCAAAUGGAAGAGGACGUAAAAAUGCGCAUUGAGCUAAUGAAGAAACCAAAACCCAUGAGUAGAUCGAUGAGUUUGGGCGUAGAAGUGAGGAAACUUUUCAUUGAACCACAUGAUGACGUCACAAUUCUUUAUGCGGAUAUCGUCAACUACACUCGUCUAACAACUACUCUGGAUGUGAGCACUCUUGUGGGAACCUUACACGAUCUCUUUGUGAGGUUCGAUAACGCCGCACAGGAGUUGAAAGUGUUGCGUAUACAGUUCUUAGGUGAUUGCUAUUACUGUGUGGGGAAUGUUUCAAUUCCCAAUGAGGAGCAUGCCGUAGCCUGUGUGAAACUCGGUUUGCGAAUGAUCAAGGGGAUACGCGAAGUGAGAGACAUUAGAGAUGUCUUAAUUGAUAUGCGCAUCGGCGUGCAUACGGGUAGCGUUCUAUCCGGCGUUAUUGGUGAGAACAAAUGGCAAUUCGAUAUUUACUCCAAAGACGUUGUUAUCGCGAAUAAGUUAGAAAGCACUGGCGUACCGGGACGGGUCCAUAUUAGCAAAGAAACUCUCCAUCGACUGCACGACAGAUUCAAGUACGAGGAAGGCACCCAAAGGGCUCGCGAUGAUCCAUUGCUGCGAAAGCAUCAUAUAACUACCUUUCUAAUUACUCCCCCUCCGGAACUUGUUGAAGCUCAGAUGUCACAAACAUCAUUCUAUUCCGUAUAUCAUGGCGAUUUUGACGAUGUUGCCGAGGGGCAGGUUUUCGAACAAAUGGAUUCCUUGGAAAGAAUGAAAGUAAUGCUGGACAGUGAGAUGAACCGAGAGUAUAUCAAUUUUCCAAUAUCUGGUAUAAUUAGGCGUUAUAAAAUGCUUUCCUUUAAUAAGAAGAGACGCCUAUCACCAGUUGAGAUAAAAGAAAGAACUCUUUAUUCGAACAUUUCGUGGUUAUUCAUGUGGUAUAAAAACUGGCAUUGGGAGCUCAGCUACCUGCAACAAUUCGACAUUUUGUAUAAAUACAGCAUCGCUGUGGCCUAUAUAAUUAUCCUUUGUACGAUUAUAAUGCAAGCGAUCAGUGAGCCACAAGAGACGAUAUUUUGGAUGUUGGCAUUGUUCGGAAAUAUAUUUGUAUUGCUCGUUUUGGGUUUGGUCUGGUACAAGAAAAUGUGGGAAAGGCUCUUCAGUACAGUAUUUGAACCAAAACCACAAGCAAAAGUCAGCCUUUGGAUGUAUAUAACUUCAGACAAAGUUCAACGAGACUACUGGUUUCGUACUGGAGUAUAUUUUGCCAUACUUUUACUGCAGUUAUCUCUAACUCUGGCGCAAUUGUUAGAUUGCGAUCGGUUUCAGAUUGAAAAUGAGAUUGUCGAGAUGGAAGUGUAUGACGAUAACGUGAACGAAAAUAUAUGCUUCAGUCCCUGGGCCGUCACAGAAUGUAUAGUGCAAAAUCUGGGUCUAAUCUUUUUAUUCACGCACGUUCCUUAUUUCAUUAAGUAUAUUGUUGCACUUCUUGUGCUAACAUUUUACAUAAUUAUUUCGUUUGUGAUGUACGAGUUUAUUUUCGAGCGUAGCCUAAGCUCCAAUCAAUAUAUCUUACCCGAAUAUGCGCAGCUAUUUUUGUUGCUGAUACAUCUUUUGUCAUUCCAUAUAGUAAAUCGAGAGGCUGAGUUUAUUUCUCGCAUGGACUACAAUUCGAAAUAUGAGUUGCGCAGGAAGAGAGACAAUGCAAAAGUUACAAACAAAACCAUUUCCAUAUUAAUCGGCAAUAUUUUGCCUGCCCACAUAGCCGACAUGUACAUGAAGGAUCAGUUGUCAACUGAACUGUACUAUGAGCAAUACGAAAAUGUGGCUGUUAUGUUUGCAACGAUACUGAAUUAUGAUACGGAACAGAUUGGCAUGCGUGUCUUGAAUGAAAUCAUCUGUGAUUUCGACCGGGUGCUAAACACAUAUACGGGCAUCAAUAAGAUUGAAAAAAUUAAAGUGGCUGGUUGGACGUAUAUGGCCGCGUGUGGCUUAAGUGCAAGUAACCCCGACGCAAGCAUCUCCGUUGGAUCUGAGAACGAAUACAAUCCUUUGGGAAGUUAUCUCGAUGAUCGGUUGAUGCAAAGUAUCGCUCUUGGAAAUAUGGACAGUGAUAAGUUCAGUCCCGGCAAUGUUGCUGUAUAUAUCAUGGCGUGCUUCGCUUUGGAUCUUAUUUGUGCAUUACAAGCUUUUAAUAUGGAGAAUCCAGAACAAAAUGAAGAAAAGGGUCACGCCGUAAGCGCUUUACGAAUUGGCAUAUCGAACGGUCCAGUCAUGGCUGGUGUUGUAGGUUCGUAUAAACCAUUUUACGAUAUCUGGGGAAACGCCGUAAAUAUGGCUUCACGAAUGGACUCCACGGGACUACCUGAUUCUAUCCAAGUCACUGAGGAAACAGCAAAAAUAUUGGAAACCUUCAAUAUUAAAUGCAACUUUAGAGGUGAGACGUUUGUGAAAGGCCGUGGCCUGAUACCCACAUAUCUGUUAGAAAUCGAUGAGAAUUUUAGUUUCAACCAGCGUUCUAGAGAUCCAUCUGAUCAGAUGAUGGGAGUUGAGACAAAUGAAAUUGAGUAG
Messenger RNA from Anastrepha obliqua, 3396 nucleotides. Its product is annotated as adenylyl cyclase X E-like. Lineage: Eukaryota; Metazoa; Arthropoda; Insecta; Diptera; Tephritidae. The transcript has 19 exons. The coding region runs from base 1 to 3396 and encodes 1131 amino acids. The record is from RefSeq and is a predicted model, not a curated record. Gene Ontology annotation, biological process: adenylate cyclase-activating G protein-coupled receptor signaling pathway; intracellular signal transduction; cAMP biosynthetic process. Gene Ontology annotation, molecular function: adenylate cyclase activity.